AUGGACGAGGGCCGCCCCCGCCGCGUCAGCCACCGGGCCAAGCAGAUGAAGCCAACCAUGGCGCCGUGGCUCUCACUGCUCGCACUCCUCUCGUCGUCAACCUUGAUGUUGCAGCUGUUUUCUCCUGGGGCGAGUGAAGUUGUAUUGACUCCCUACUUCUUUGUGUUUGCUCUCGCGUCUUCCAACAUCCCACCACACAUGAUCAACCAGAACUUGAAUAACGGGAAUUAUCCAAACCAGCCGCCCCAGGCGUUCGUGCCGGACACUAGCCGAACUGGUAGUUCGACCGGUGGCUUUUUGGCACCGCGGAGGUCCGGGUCCACAGCCUCUCUUGGUGAAGGUACGCCCAUGAUGUCGGCCCGGCGGAUAUCCUGUGUAAAAACGUCCCCACCCCAGAGUUGUCAUGCAGAUUUGCCAGGACAGGAACAUUUGUGAUGCGCAACCCCAUGACAGGCAUUUUCAAUCGUGUUUGGGAACUUGUAAUGCUGUAAACAGGAUCAGAAGGUCGAUUUGUGAUGCGGCUUUCCUUGCCAACUUGCACUACCUUACGGACUGAAACUUGUCAUGCGUGACUCCUAAAACUCCUAGGUUUGUGUUGCAAAAUCCCCAUCCUGACUCUGGUGUGGGUACGUUUUUACUCAAGAUAGCGGACCACGGCACCGCUGCCGCUCGGUGGUUUCAACCUGCCCACAGGAUCAACAGCGGGACUAUAUCAAAAGGAAAAACCCCCCCUCCCCAUAUCGAAAACGAAAUUUGUGUUGCUGUAUUUGAGUACACAGAUCACGUUUGUCUUGCAGUAAAGGACUGCACGCAGAUCGCAAGCCUAAGGGGGGGCCUCUUGGUGUAGGGCCCUAGCAUGGCAGACGUCUGCCCUAUAGGCCUUGCAGCAUUACAAAUCGCCUGCAUAUCGUCGCGGACUCUCUGAGUUUGCCCUCUUGCAAGGGAGACAGGAUUUGUGGUCACAAAUCAGCAUGGCAAAUUUUUAGAAGCAUACCUUUUCAGUAUGGGGAGGGGGGAUUUUUCCUUUUGAUAGACUAUCAGGAGUUGUCACUCCUCGUGCACCACCAACGUCCACCACCUUUCCGCUGCAGCCGCCGCAGCUCUUUGUCCCCCAGUUGCAAUCCCACCAGGGGAUCCACCCCAAUGCGUUUCAAAACCCGCUACUGCAGCAGAUGUCUUCGGCGCCCAGUACUUCUUCUUCUUCUAUGGGGGUGAAUUUUCCGAUGCAUCAGUUCGGCGUCGGGGGUGCGGCCAUGUUUGCAGCAAACCGGAACUUUCAACAACCGAACGCGAUUCUGGCCUCCGGUGCAGCUAGUGGAGCCGGGACGCCAGGUCUACCGCCACCCAACGCGAUCGGGUCUUUGCAACUACAGCCGAAGUUGAACUCGAUUUUUGGUUCCGGGGUAGUUGUGCCACCAGGGGUAGUUGUGCCCCCGGCUUUAUCCGCGAGAACUUCUUCUAUCGAGGGCACAGAAAGUCCUUCGACGACCCAGCCGGUGCCAAUCAAGCCCCGGUUGCAUCGGGUGGCGUAUGAAGAUUCCCCGAUGGAUCAUCAACAACAGCAAGGGAUAACUACUCCCGGUGAAGAAGGUCGCGCACCAGGUGCGGCUGCUGCGUCGUCUGCGACGUCUUCUGUGCAACCAGAAAAUAAUGUUGCCCAGGGCGAUAGUGCACAAGACCAGGAGGAAGAAGUGUACCAAUUGACGCCCGUUAAAGGCUUUGUGGAGCCGAACUAUCCUCCUCGACCUGUGCAAAUGACCAGAGUUGUUCGUGCGCCGCAGAGCACGGCAGAAAACGACAACGACUCAUCUUCUGGGGACGAAACCACACAAGAACGAGCGUCGCUAGACAGCAAAACCAGAAACACGGCAGCGGGAGGAGCUGCACUUCCACCGGCCGGCGUCGGUAGCUCUACUCCCUUAACCUCGGAGAGGACAAUAUCGGAGGCCACGCUGAAUUUAGCAGAGCAAGAUGAUCAAGAAGUUCAAGGCAGAAUGAAUGCCGACCAGGAGGAGCCGACAAGCCCCUUGCGACCCGCUUUGGCGGCCUUGCAACUAGACGACGAUGUCGGAACAAAGAUGCACAGCACAGAAGAUGAACAACAGCAAACGGCGCGGUUUGGAGGUGCAGCUGCUGCUGGACCAGAUGGAAUGGACACCAGCGCACAGCAGAAUCCAGCAGAAAAAACGUACGAUCCACUGGACAUUGAUGAAUCCGACGAGGAAGGUGUAGUACCAAGUGAGGCAGCAGGAGCAGGAAGUGGCUCUAGCGCCACGCAGUCUGGCAGUGGUGUCCAGGAUGUGAAUGAAAAUUCUUUGCCGACGUUCAACGAGAAUUACAAGGGGUUCCUUCUGCAGCAACCAGACACAGCAGUAGACUCUGUCCAGCAGGGGCCCGAGGAGGGUGAGGAAUUGCCAGGACCCCCUGGAACAGAAGGUGCUUCCGUCAGUAUAUUAUGACUUCAUGCUUUUGUUCCCGCUUUAACUUUUGCUUUUCGCACCAGCUCUGAAUAAAUGAAUCGAUUCAACAAAGAGCGCCACGAAGACGUUCCCAGCAUACGAUGUUUGAUAAUCUGUGACAAUCUAUACCUGCCCGCUCGCGGACCACUGGUGUCCACUGCUAGAGUAGAUCUACACGAUUCAUCAACAACAAUGCUCGAUGACAUCAAACAACAGGCGAAGCACUUCUAAAUUCCUCAGAUAUGAAGAUCUCGAGCACGCUUUCCGCGGUGGAAACAGGCGGAAGUGAGGCCAACAACUGCGAUGUAACAACACCCGACGAGAAAAAUACAGCGGCGACCGGCUCUUCUAUGAGUACUAACUCCUGUACAGCGACAACCUCGACGGUUGUUCAGGACCGGUCUUCCAAUCGUGCCGAUUUCACCACGGGUGGACAACUAGUACCCGAAGCAACCACCACAACUGCGGGCAUUGAUGAAGAUGAUGACCAAGGUCGACAGGAUCAAGAAGAAGAAGGAGAUCCAGACGCGGAUAACACCUCUUCCCCGACCGGCACUACAGGAGGAGCUUCUUCUACCACAAAUUCGUCUUCGCCGGGAAACAAUAUUAUUGUUGCCAGGUCGGUGAAUUUGGACGGAGGAAACACAAAUAGCGCUAGUACAGCAACGAUCCUUGGUGAAGACGAUACCGACGGCUUGGUGGAGCGAAGGGAAAUUUCCGAAUCGACGUUAUCCCCUGCUGGUGCGACUGGUUCUUCUGGUCUUGUCGUUCCUCCGACAGAAGGUUCGACUACUGUCACGACUUUGUCGACCAAUGAUGGCACCAAUCAGCCGCCGGGUACUAGUAGUACCGCGGAACAAACAAGUAGUACUGUUGCGACAGAAGGAGCCAGCACGGAGGAACAUACUGGAGCUGCAACUGCUGGCUCGUCUUCUUUCGCGAACAUUUUUUCCUCGCCCCUCUUCUACAUCGGGGGUGGAGCCUCGGUUGCGGUGGUGUCUUUGGGGGUGUGGAAAAUACAGCAGAUCAGGAACACCGAGUUGUGAGAAAGAACAGAGUCAAUUUCAGCACAACUCCUCUGGAAGCUCUGCGUGAAAUUCCGAUUCGUUUUAUCGUACAUUAUGAAAGAAAUUUUGGAUUUACAAGAAAAGGAAUCGACAUCUUCGUGGUAAACUCCAUACAUUGUUUUGGAAAUGAGUAGGACUAGUACUACAGUGGAAAUGUAUAAGUUUUUCAAAAUGAAAACGUUUGUUUCGCUUUGUCACCUUCUGUCAAGAAGAAAAAAAUGAAUUUAAAUUAUUAAAAGCACAAAAACUUUCAAAAUGCUGAGAAUCUGCAAAACUUGAAUUGAAUACAGCAAACUUUUACGUUGUGUUGUCCUUCUGCGAAAGAAUGAUUUUUUUUUUUUGCCUUCAACACCGUGUAGGAAGAUUGAACUUUGAUAAUUAAUA
Molecule: messenger RNA, 3910 nt
Organism: Amoebophrya sp. A120
Lineage: Eukaryota; Dinophyceae; Syndiniales; Amoebophryaceae
Source: the annotation of a GenBank genome assembly